Hypanus sabinus (Atlantic stingray) is the source of this 5171-nucleotide messenger RNA. It is a transcript of the gene ttf2, whose product is annotated as transcription termination factor, RNA polymerase II. The transcript is spliced from 23 exons. Bases 99 to 3671 code for a protein of 1190 amino acids. Lineage: Eukaryota; Metazoa; Chordata; Chondrichthyes; Myliobatiformes; Dasyatidae. Gene Ontology annotation, molecular function: ATP binding; zinc ion binding; ATP-dependent chromatin remodeler activity. The record is from RefSeq and is a predicted model, not a curated record.
UCCCUCAUGAACGGCGUGCGGCGGUAGGCGUCGUACUGUACUACUUCGGCCGCUAUCUUGAAACUACUGUUCGUCUGGAUUCGGAGUUGGAGAAUCAGAUGGAGAAGGUGUUCUGUAAGGAACACGGAUUCCUGUGUUUGCUGAAGACUGGAGUGAAAGAUGGAGCUACUAAGGGAAAGAGUUUCUACGUUUGUUCAAAUCGACAGAAUUCCCCUUGUUCCUUUGUACAGCCUGCUGAUAUUCCUGUAUCUCACUGCCUGGUGCAUGAAGACUCAAUUGUGGAACUUCAGGCGAUUCACAAGAAAUCAGACACUCAGUCAUAUCGAUUAUACUAUCGCUGUGUUAAAGGGAAGGCAGAUAACUUGAAAUGGUGUGGAAAUGUGCCUUGGCAGGAGCGAAAUCCAAAUAUUUCAUCAACUAACAGAGAUGGGAAUCUCGAUGCACGACAGCACCUCCUCUCUGUGAAUCAAGAGCGAAAUCCUUUUAAAAUUCCUGCCAAGAAUCAGAAGCCAUCUUCUUCGUUUGUUCCUACGGGUGGUAGUAGUAAACAAGGUGUAGAGUUUGAAUCAGACAGGGAGCACAAUGAAGAUAUGAGUGAGUCGUUUGCUUUGGGUGGCUCAUCACUAAUGUGCAAUGAUAAAGCAACAAAGAAGCGUCAUGAUGGGUUGAAUGUCAUUGACAAGUUAACCAAUGAGACUGAAAAGCUUCACAUUAAGGACUUUGCGAAGACUCGGAAGGAAACAAGCCGUCACCUUAAGAGUGAUGUUGAAACAAGUAGCAUUGACUCUGCUAAGAUUCAUUGUUCAUCAUGUGAUCCCUUGCCAACUGACAGAGGAAGGUUUUCAAAGCCAUCACGGGGAGCAGAGAGAGAUGAGGUAACACUAGAAUCUGGGAAGUGCAUCCAAAAAGAAUUAUCUAAUCACUUCUCUCAUCAUGAAAACACUGUAGAUUUGCAAAGAGAAUCAGCAAAAGAAAGACAAGCAUCAAGCAGUAAAGGUGAAAGUGAAAAAUCACUUGGCACUCAGCAGUGCAACGUAAAGAAAAUAUCCCAAAAGUCUAAAUUAAUAGAUACUCAGGAAAACCAUUUACAGUGGAAGCAAACAACUAAAGCUGAACAUGAUGCCAAUUCAGUUCUUACUACAAGAAAGCCAGCAAAGGAGGAAAAUGACUCAUGUGAAAUUAAUUCUGAAGCUCCGGCGAGCACUGGGGCAGGAAAGAUCCAUGCCACUUUAAAGCAAAGUAUACCCAGCAGUCAGUCAGUGGAUCCUAAACAAAGCAUAAGCACAAAGAAUUCAAAUACAAGUAAUAAACAGAGACCACUCACAGCCUUUCCUGGAUUUGAAUAUGUAUCGGCAAACAAGGAUGCCAAGAAUAUGACAGCACUGCACAGCCAGCUGGCUAUUCAGCUUAAACAGAAAAAGAAUACUCUGCGAACAGUGAAUGUUGCUGCCCUCCCUGAUAAAGGUCAAAGGUUAAUAAAUCAAGUCAAGGAUCUGGAGGAUGCUCUAAGUGCACUUUGUCUAUCUGCUGCAGAUGAACAGGAGAAAGGAGAAGAAAUGAGGUAUAGACAGAACAAUCCUUUCGAUAAAAGUGAUACCACCUUAAGUAAACCAGUGCUCCAGGAGGAUCCAAGAGGAUCGAGAAUAGCACCACGUUUCAAUGAAGCUUCCUCCCUGGGGUCAAGUCAAUUUUCUAACCAGGUGAAUGGAGCAGAUUCACAGCAACAGAGUGCACACGGUGGACAGAAAAGUCAAGAUCGACUCUUCACCAUUGGAAAAAUGACCAGUGAUGCCAUUGAGCAACUCCACAAAUCAUUGGAGACUUGCCCAGAUGUGUCUGAUGAGGCUGAAGAUCCACAUUAUCUCAAGGUCCCACUGCUAGUUCAUCAGAAACAAGCACUGGCUUGGUUACUGUGGCGGGAGAAGCAAAAACCAUCUGGUGGUAUACUGGCAGAUGACAUGGGAUUAGGGAAGACUCUAACAAUGAUUGCACUCAUCUUAGCACAAUGUUAUAAGGAGAAAAAGAAGAAAGAGAAACAACCAGAGGAGUGGCUCUCUAAAACAGAAAAUCCUCUUGCUGUCUCUAAUGGAACACUCGUUAUUUGUCCGGCAUCUCUAAUCCACCAUUGGAAAAUGGAAAUUGAGCGGCAUGUCUGUAAGAAUAAACUAAGUAUAUACAUGUACCAUGGCUCAAACAGAGAGAAAUCAGCAAAGGUGCUUUCAGAAUUUGAUGUUGUUAUAACGACAUAUAGUCUUGUUGCAAAGGAGAUCCUGGUGAAGAAUGAAAAAGAAAAACGCACAGCCAAAGAUGAAGAGGCAUCUUCUUCAGUUAAACCAAAAUCCUCACAUUCACCUCUACUGAAGAUAGCUUGGUCUCGGAUCAUCCUGGAUGAAGCUCACAACAUUAAAAACCCCCAAGUUCAAACAUCAAUGGCAGCAUGUAAACUCAAAGCUGGAAGUCGCUGGGCAAUCACAGGAACACCAAUACAAAACAACCUCCUGGAUAUGUACUCCUUGCUCAAAUUCCUUCACUGCUCCCCAUUUGAUGAUUUUAAGCUUUGGAAGAAUCAAGUCGAUAAUGGGACUAGGAAGGGUGGUGAGCGCCUCAACAUCAUCACCAAAAGCCUUCUAUUGCGAAGAAAUAAGGACCAGCUUGACUCCAGUGGCAAGCCUCUGGUUGUCUUGCCUCAAAGAUUUAAUCGAAGUCAUCGACUAAAACUAUCAGAGGAUGAGGAGGCAGUUUAUUCUGUCCUGUAUGCUCGCUCCAGGUCAACCUUGCAGUCAUAUCUGAAGAGACAUGAGGGCAAAGACCGUAAAGCUGCUUCAUCCUCCCAGGUAGAUAACCCUUUCAGCAAAGUUAGUCAAGAGUUUCGUAAUGAGUCAGUCAGUGGUGGAAAAGCCACAUCCAGUUCGAGCACUGUCCAUGUCUUAUCAUCACUGCUCAGGCUUCGGCAGUGUUGCUGUCAUCUAUCUCUGUUAAAGACGGCUCUCAGUCAGACUGAAAUGGAAUCUGAAGGUAUCACCCUCUCACUGGAGGAGCAGAUGAAUGCAUUAUCAUUGUUAGAGGCCACAACUUCUGGCACCAAUUCAACUGUGAAAUUAAAUGGAACCAGCUUCAAAGCCAACCUGUUUGAGAGCACCAGAGAGAGCACCAAGAUCUCUGCCCUACUAGAGGAAUUAAAAGUAAUAAGAAGCAGCCCAGAACCCCAGAAAAGUGUAAUCAUUUCUCAGUGGACCAGUAUGCUAAAAGUGGUGGCAGUCCACUUGGAUAAAAUCAACUUGACCCAUGUUACUCUGGAUGGUACUGUGACUCCUAAGUGUCGUAUGGACAUGGUAGAAGAAUUCAACACUAACCCAAAAGGACCUCAGGUCAUGUUGGUCUCCCUCUGUGCUGGUGGUGUGGGUUUGAAUCUUAUUGGAGGCAAUAACCUUUUCCUGUUAGAUAUGCACUGGAACCCUGCACUGGAAGAGCAGGCAUCAGAUCGAAUUUAUCGUGUAGGGCAACGAAAGACUGUCACCGUGCACAGGUUUGUGUGUGAAGGAACUAUUGAAGACAAAAUCUUUGAACUUCAGGAGAAGAAGAAGGAGCUGGCAAAGAAAGUGCUGUCAGGGACUGGAGAAACAUUUACCAAGCUUACUCUUGCUGAUCUUCGAAUCCUUUUCGGCGUCUGAGUCGAUCUAAGUGGAAAAUAAGAUAAUUUUUCAAACUCUAACAUAACAGUCAAAGUACACUCUUAAAAAGAUCCUCAGAAAAUACUACAGGAUUUCUGAAACAUAUCAAAACAUCUGAAUGCUGUUGUAUAAUUAUGACAACAUACAAAAGCUUCAUAUACUAAAGUUAUUUACAUUUGGUAUAUACCGUAUAAUUGUCUCAAAGGUUAAUCCCCAUCCCACAUUUGGUUAGAUGUUGUCUUGAUAAAGGUAAGAUAUGGCAACAAAUUCAUCAUCAAUGUUAUAUUGGUUAUUACCUGCAAAAUACUAAAAUUAGUAAAGUUGUUUUUGUUCUUAGCAUUGGUUAAAAUUCAAGCAGCCAAACUAUUUACUUUUGUAUUCAAAUGAAGUGCCUACUCGUGCAUUGUUAAGGUAAUGAUGAGAAAUAAACUACAGCUCAAAUUACACUUAGGUUAGUGAUUAAGUUGACAUUGUCAAAAAUUUAGUACAAUGUUACAGUUCCAGCUUCUUGCGUGACAGAUGAAACUUAGAUCAAUGCCUAUUCUUGCAUUGAGAGAACAUUCCCUCAUUUAAUCUCAUCUCCAUUCUCCAGGAUUCUAUGAGAAAAGUAAUUUUAAUUUCUCUUGUGUAAACCAAUGUGUCAUUGCACUUCCUUUGCUUUGGCUACUCAGAUGAAAGUGGACCCAUUUACAUUUAAAGUACCAGUUUAUAACCAACAGUUUACACUUGAAAUAGUGAAUUCUACAGUUAUAAUGCACUGUUAGAUCUUUAGUUUAAAUUCAUUCUUCAACAAGUUCUGAGAUCUUGCAGAUCUUGCCAGUGCUCCCACAGAAGCAUAAGUAUGAAACUGGGUAAAAAUGUUGGCUACCCAUGGUAUCGCAUUUGGCCAACUAUAUUUCAGAAGAAAACUUUGUGCAUAGGUAUACAGUAUAACUAGGAUAUUUUUAAAUGUAAUCGUAGGAUUGCAUUUAAAAAUAUUGUCCUAUUCAGUGAUUACCAUGUAAUUUGUUGAAUUAGUUGGAUGUAAUUUUUAUUUUGCCAAAAGGCUUUUCAUUAGCGGUCAGUAAUGCUGCGUAUUCCACAUUGAUGCAUUUCCUGCCUGUUUACAUUUACCUAUUUAUAGAUAAAUGUAGUCUACGUUUAUCAAAAUACAGCUUUUGGGAUAACUUUUGUGGAUUGCAAUAAUAAAGCUCAACAUUUCAUUAUGUAAACAAAUAGAAAAAAAAUUAAAAAUGAGACUAGUAAUUGAAAAGAACUCUCCAAGCAAUAGCUUAUCUUGAAAAAUGAAAUGGAACAUCAUUACACAAAAAAGGAUGUACUAAACUGAUUCUUGGGUUAGUGGGUCAGCUGUUCAAGGGAGAGAUUAAGUUGGGUGAGUUUACUAACAUAGAAACAUAAAAAAAUAGGUGCACGAGUAGGCCAUUCAGCCCUUUGUGCCUGCACCGCCAUUUCGAAUGAUCAUGGCUGAUCAUUCAACUUAGAACCCUGUACCUGCUUUCU